Cavenderia fasciculata is the source of this 672-nucleotide messenger RNA. RefSeq lists its product as uncharacterized. The record is from RefSeq and is a predicted model, not a curated record. Lineage: Eukaryota; Evosea; Eumycetozoa; Acytosteliales; Cavenderiaceae. Bases 1 to 672 code for a protein of 223 amino acids. The transcript has 2 exons.
AUGCAACAAAGAGGACAAGUUGAAACAGACAAUAUUAUUCCUUUAAAACAACACCAUCAACAUGAUGAUGAAAAGAAAAAGAAUCAAACAAAUCAAAAAUUUGAUAUUGAAAAUAGUUUAGUAGUUUCAUCUGACUAUGGUGUUGAUUUGAACCUUAAAUCAAAGAACCCAAUUGACCAGAUGGUUAUAACUUCUACAAAUUUCGAAGUUACCUAUGUUGAAGGAGGAUUUAAUGUUAAAAUCAAACCAAUUGGAGUUUAUAAUAGAUUUGUUCAAAAUGUAAAUUCUACAUCGAAUCAAACUAUAUCGGUCACCUAUAAAACAGGAUUUGCACCUGGAUAUAGAAUUGAACCUGGUCCUAUUGCAAGAUGUGAAUCUCUACAUUUCAUCAAACAUAAAUUCCCAGGUUAUGCAACCAACAUUCCUGAUGAAACAUCUGUCUCUAAAGGCGUGACAGUAGGUGUUGGCCAAUAUACCAUUAAUCAAACAUUAUUGGUCUAUGGAUUGGUAAAGACACCAGUAUCUGGUGGUGGUGCUCCUACCUACUCGAUCGUUUCACUGUACCGUGAUGAUCUUCAUCCCACCUAUCAAUCAUCUAUUAUUGAUGAUCCAUGUACCGAUGAUGAAGUAAAAACUUAUCUAUUGGGAAGAGGUCUUUCAAGAUGGUUAUAA